UAAUUUUCUAUUCAAGUUUCAUUAGGACUCGAUCGAAGUGAACACUGCUGCUGUUUUAUUUUUGCUUCAUACCUUAUAUAGAAAAGUGGAUAAGAUAUAUAUUGAAUGUUACUGAUUUGUAUAAGGUUCAGUUGACACUGAGUGCAUAGAAGUGAACUGUUUAUUUUUUUUUUUUAAUUUAUUGCGACAACUGCAAAAAAUAAAGAAAGAAAAUAAUAUUAGUAUAAUGAGCAAAGUAAAAAGUGAUGGAAAACAGGAUAAGUUAAUUCCUCGUGAUGACAGUAUGUUAACUACCGAUGAAGAUGAUAGUCAAGAUACAUUUGGUGAGUAUGAUACUUGUUCAGAAAAUAGUAGCGAUAUGGAUAGUGAUAAUAAUUCACUAGUACUGGAUGUUGAUCAUAUAAAAGAGGAAGAAAAGUUAACUGACGCUGAUUAUAUAAAUAAUAUAACAAAUGACUCUUGUUAUUUAAUAAAAUCUGUAAAACAUUGGCAAGAAAAGUAUAAAUUAGAUGUUCAAAUGAUAACAUUACAAGCCGAGAAAAUGUUGGAAAAAUCCUUAUCGCCAGAAGAUUUUGGAUUAUCAGGCGUUGCUGCAAAAGCUAUUAAUGUUCUUAUGGAAAAGACAGUAAGAAUGAACCUGAAUGAAUUGCUAGAUUAUGCUAAAAGCAAUAAGAUGUAAUAAUUAUCCGAUUUCUAAACUCUAAAUAUAGACG
Dimorphilus gyrociliatus is the source of this 713-nucleotide messenger RNA. Lineage: Eukaryota; Metazoa; Annelida; Polychaeta; Dinophilidae. The record is from the annotation of a GenBank genome assembly.